AUAUAACCUCAAAUUAGUGAUAUGGAGGUAUAAAAAAAAUUGAUUUUAAACAACUGAAGAUACUAGAAAUCAUGGGAACUUGGACCCUAGAAGUUGCCAAAAUGGCACUUUAUAUAGUUUUUCCUGUGGCUCUUUUUCAUUACUUUAACCAACCACAGUAUUUUGAAGAUUGGGUUGUAGAAAAGAAACGUGAAUUGUUUCCCCCAGAAACUGAAGCAAAAAGAGAAUUUCAAAGGACAUUAGAAGAAAUUAAAUCGAAGCAAAAUCUAAAAGUACUAGAAAACUUAGAAAGUGUAAAAAAAUAAAGUGGUGUUUUUAAACUUACCUGUGUUUUUAACUGUUUUGUGAGAUUUUUCUUUAAUUGGGAAACCUGUUUAUGUUGCUAUUCUUAUAUGUAUUUAUUUAAUUAAUAUACAAGAUAUCCCAUGAUAUAGCACUAAAGUUUACAUGCCAAUAUAAAGUGAACUGCUUAAAAUUAGAAAUGUAUACUUGAAUAUAUUUAUAUUAAUAUU
Molecule: messenger RNA, 512 nt
Organism: Diabrotica balteata
Lineage: Eukaryota; Metazoa; Arthropoda; Insecta; Coleoptera; Chrysomelidae
Source: the annotation of a GenBank genome assembly